CGACUCCAGACAAUGUGCAAGUACAGACUUGGGCUGACAUUCACGCACACGCAACGCACGCAAGUUACUCCACACAGGGGAGGGGCCGAGCCGAGAUAAUUAAUUCAGGCCACGCCCCAUUCCCGAGGCACCGCCCACGGGGGGAAAAAAUCGUUUCCAGAUGAGAGGUUUCACGUGGCACGCACACGGGGACCUUACGGGAGCGCCGGGAAGGGAGGUGCAAGGCCCAGCCCACCCCCCACCCCCUAACAGGGGUCGAGGUAGAGAGCGAGAGAGGACCCCGAGGGAAGGAGGAAGUACCGGGGAGGAGACGAGUCGGAGGCCGAGAGGGGAUAGGGGAGGCCGGCCAAGCAGAGGCCGCAGGAGGAGAGAGGGACACGGCAGAGAGAGUCGGGGAAAGGGGUCCUGGUAGCGGUCGUCUCGGGGUGAACGGGGGUGGUGGUGGGGGUCGGGGCUCCUCGGACUCCGCCAUGUCCCUGGAGGUGACGGCGCUGGGCACGGGGGCCGCCUUUCCAUCCCCGCGGCGCGGGACCUCGGCCGUGGCCCUGAGGCUCCCCGACGGCUCCCUGUGGCUCUUCGACUGCGGGGAGGGGACCCAGACACAACUCAUGCGGUCCCCGCUCAAACCCGGCCGGGUGACCAAGAUCUUCAUCACCCACCUGCAUGGCGACCACGUGUUCGGCCUGCCGGGCCUCAUGUGCUCGCUCAGCAUGCUGGCCUUCGGGACGGCUGACGCGGCGGCCCCCCAGGACGAGGAGGCCCCCGCCGAGGGGCCCCGCGUGGCCGCGGGGCCCCCGCAGCUGGAGGUGUUUGGCCCCGUGGGGCUGAGGCGCCUGCUGCGCGUGGCACUGCAGCUGUCGCGCUCGCAGCUGGGGUUCCGCUUCGCCGUUCACGAGCUGCGGCCCGCCGCGCGGCAGUGGAGCGCGGCCGACGGCGGCGACUGGAGGCCGCCGGAGGAGGCAGAGGGGCCCCCGCACCCCCAGGAGGAGCCCGGCCGUGAGAUCACGGAGGGGCCCCAGGAGGAGGGGUUCCUCGUGCUGGAGGGGGGCCCCGGCGCCCCCUCCGUGCGAGCCUUCCCGCUGCGGCACUGCGUGCCGAGCUUCGGCUACGCCGUCAGGGAGCCCCCCAGGGCCGGGCGACUCCACGUGGAGGCGCUGCGCGGGCUCGGUGUGCCGCCAGGGCCCCUGUACGGCCGCCUGAAGGCGGGCGAGGCUGUGACGCUGCCGAGCGGGAGGGUGCUGCUACCGGGAGAGGUGGCGGACCCCCCCGUGCCCGGCCGCUUGGUCGCCGUGUUCGGCGACUGCUCGGAGCCGCUGGGACCCGCCGCUCUGAGGCUGUGCCAGGGCGCCGACCUGCUGGUGCAUGAGGCGACGCUGGAGGACGGGCUGCAGGAGAAGGCCCGCCUGCGCGGCCACUCCACCCCGUCGGGCGCCGCCGCCACGGCGCUGGCGUGCGGCGCCCACCGCCUGCUGCUCACGCACCUCAGCCAGCGCUACCGGCCUGGCGGGCCGGAGGCGGCGCGGCUGCGCGAGCAGGCCGAGGCGCGGAUAACGCUCGCCGGAGACGGAGCCCGGUGCCAGGUCACGCUGGCGGAGGAUCUCAUGGUGGUGGACGUCCCUCUGAGGCAGCAGCAGCAGCAGCAGCGGUAACGGCCGCAGCAGCAUGUCGCAAUUGCAACAGCAGCUGCAGUAAUGUCCGUAUCAACAAUGGCAACAGCAGCAGAAACAAUGAGCAGCUGCAGCCACAGCAGCAAUGCUAUCUGCAGCAACACAACUACCAGCGGCAGCGGCAGCAACACUACGACCAGCGCCAUCACUCAGAGCGCGUAGUCGACUACCAAGCUGCGAUCGGGACCACGAGAGAAGUGGCCCAGCAGCAUUCGCCAACUCCAGAGUUGUGGGGUCUGGGGGACUUUGGACGAGGAAAAAGGUGUGGUGGCAUCAGAGGCACUGGUCACGGAUUCCACCAGUUGAGUCACUUGAAAGUUUUACUCAGGAAGUCCAAUGUUACAUGUUUAAGAUUUAUUUUCAGGACAGUUUUUUUGCCAAUUCCUCGAUAACAGAUCAUGUGUGUGUUGUGUGUGUGUUGUGGGGGUGAAAACAAUGCCCAGAGAAAACCUACACAGGCGGGGAGAUCACUCGACCUAUUUGCUGGACUGCCCCUGAGAGAAAGUCUUUCUAGCCAAGGGAGUGGAUGUUUGAUGCACAUGAUUGUCACCACGCGUCAACCUAUGUGUUCUACUAACCCGACCACCUCGUUGCUGGAUUCGUGGUUUACAUCAGUGGGGUAUCACUGUGGUGACGAGGUGUCCGUCUCCCUCGCCUCUUCUGCAGGAGGUCGUAAGUUCGAUCUCGACCCUGACGAUGGCUGUAGUGGGAGGUUGCUUGUUCACUCCCAAUGAUUGGGCGUGUGGAUAAUUCUCCAGUUCUUCCCAUUUUCCCCCCACAUUUAUAAAACAUACAUUUAGAUUAUUUGGCUGUGAUUAUGAAUUCCCACGUGUGGUUAUGCUAUCAGCCACUUCAAUGAGUUAUUAUAUGUGGCCAGGUCAUCUCUGAAAAAAGCGAAUAGCUCGGUGGGAUUUACCUGGUUAGAUUAAAGUUUCAUGAUUUUACAGAAGGGAAACUUUUAACGUAACAACACUGGAAGCAAACACAUGCACACCCAGGUGCAUGUUAUGAAUGAAUACGAGCCGUAUCAGCUAUCUUUUAUCGUGAUCAGGCUGUGAGAUGCUAAUGGCCCUCGUCACAGCAAACUCCUUCUGUCCUGACUCCCAAGUGGAUAUCACAGCGCAACACCUCCGAUUAUGAGCACGGUUGGCAAUGUAAUGGCACGAAACAAGAUCUACAUACCACAGGCAUCAGCCAUAUGUAUUCAAUCCGACAAACGCGGGUUUAUUUUAAAAUGUUCAGUCGCAGACACGACACGAAGAAGGCAUUUGGUCACAGCCAAAGAGGGUUGGUAGAUGAGUUCUUCCUCCUACUCCUUGAGCCAGCGUUGCGUCUUGGCGAUGGCGCCUUAAGUGAGCAGCGGGGGGUCACAGCGAACAUCCGGCCAGAGCCGCCGGUCACGGGGACCAGCAGCAGCAGCAUCGUCUCUCGCUGGCGCACGCGGUGUAGAAGCUGGAAGCGCCACGCCGGGUGGUACCCGCACCCCCCAGCGUAGCGCAGGGUCCAGGGACCCCGCCCGGCAGCCCGCGGCACGAGGCGCUGUUGCUCAGUGGCACUCGGCUCGAGUCCUGCCACCGUGUGCACUCCGGCUGCAGCGCCGAAAGUCAGAAGCGGUGGAGCAGCCUUGAAGUCGGUGCACAGCAGCAGUCACAGGCUGCAGUCACAGGCUGCAGUCACAGGCUGCCGUCACAGGCUGCCGUCACAGGCUGCAGUCACAGGCUGCAGUCACAGGCUGCCGUCACAGGCUGCAGGUACAGGCUGCAGGCGUCGUCCAAAUAGGGGAUGCACAUGCAGAAGUCCAAGGGGUUGAAUGGCGGCAAGUAGAUGGGCAGCCGCACCUCAUCCUCAAGUCCUUGGGCUCUGGCCAAUGCCUCUUUCUAACAUUUGUUGCACCACUUGGGACGAGUGGUGACUGAGGGAGAUUGGGCAGCUUUGGGGAUGGUGGCUGUGGUGGUGGCAUUGGCGGUGGCGAUGGCUGUGGUGCCGGCACUUAAAUUUCGAAAAUCUCUUCGACCAUUUGGGACGAGUGGUGACUGACGGAGAUCUGGCGACAGCGGGCAUGGUGGCUGUGGGGGUGCCUGUGGGGGUGGCAGUGGCGGUGGCGAUGGCUGUGGGUGUGGUGGUGGUUGCCGACCCGGUGCUGGCACUUAAAUUUAGAAAGUUUCUUCCACCAUUUUGGACGAUUGGCAACUGAGGGAGAUCUGGCGGCAGUGGGCAUGGUGGCCAUGGAGGUGGCAAUGACGAUAGCAGUGGGGGUCGUGGUGGUGGCGAUGGCAGUGGGGGUGACAGUGGGUGGCGGUAGUUGUGGCAGAGGUGGUGGGGGUGAUGCUGGCCGACCGGUGCUGGUGAACAACAAAUUUGUAGCCUUCAUUCCCCUUAGAGACCGGCCCGUCCUGGAGAAUGAUGACCUUUGGAUAAAGGUUCCAGCACUCGGCACCGCGGGUUUCUGCGUCUGAUUUGGAGGCCUUUGAGGUGGUGACGCGGUCGUCGAUCUGGGAGAGGUUGCCCUGGGAGGCCAUGUUGUCCUCCAGCCUCUCCGAUGAGAUCUCCCGUUGUAAUGCUGCGAAAGGGGAAAUGGGUGGCAGACGAUUAAAUAAAUCUACAGCAACGGACACAUUCCCGUUGUUGUCCUGC
Messenger RNA from Petromyzon marinus (sea lamprey), 4301 nucleotides. It is a transcript of the gene ELAC1, whose product is annotated as elaC ribonuclease Z 1. Gene Ontology annotation, cellular component: nucleus. Lineage: Eukaryota; Metazoa; Chordata; Hyperoartia; Petromyzontiformes; Petromyzontidae. The record is from RefSeq and is a predicted model, not a curated record. Gene Ontology annotation, molecular function: 3'-tRNA processing endoribonuclease activity.